Molecule: messenger RNA, 507 nt
Organism: Pipistrellus nathusii (Nathusius's pipistrelle)
Lineage: Eukaryota; Metazoa; Chordata; Mammalia; Chiroptera; Vespertilionidae
Source: the annotation of a GenBank genome assembly
AUGGAGCAAAGACUGGAAGGAAGAGAAACGCGAGGCCUCUGCCCGAUGGCCGACGUGUUCGUGUACGGGACCCUGAAGCGGGGCCAGCCCAACCACAAGGUCCUGCUGGACAGCGCCAACGGACGGGCCACCUUCAGGGGCCGUGGCCGCACGGAGGAGCCGUACCCGCUGGUGAUCGCCGGGGAGCACAACAUCCCGCGGCUGCUGCACCUGCCGGGGCGAGGCCUCCGCGUGGCCGGGGAGAUCUACGCCGUGGACGAGCAGAUGCUGCGCUUCCUCGACGAGUUCGAGGGCUGCCCCGACAUGUACCAGCGCGUGCGGGUGCGCGUGGCGGUGCUCGAGGGGGAGGCCUCCCGGGAGCCGCCCGCCGCCGCUGCGAGCAGCCGGCAGUGCUUCGUGUACAGCACGGCCACCUUCCCGCCCGACUGGGCCCAGCUCCCCCACCUCGACGAUUACGACUCGCAGGGGCCGCACGGGCUCCGCUACAACCCCCGGGAAAACAGAUGA